Messenger RNA from Komagataella phaffii GS115, 1119 nucleotides. RefSeq lists its product as uncharacterized. The record is from RefSeq and is a predicted model, not a curated record. Bases 1 to 1119 code for a protein of 372 amino acids. Gene Ontology annotation, cellular component: plasma membrane. The transcript has a single exon. NCBI's taxonomy places the organism in Eukaryota, Fungi, Ascomycota, Pichiomycetes, Pichiales, Pichiaceae.
AUGACCAAGUUUAUAUUGAUAUUGGCAUUGGUGAGUAGGGUGUUUGCGGCAACGUACAACUACUAUGGUUGUUUUGCUUCUUCCUCUGUGAACUCUUUGACGUCUCGGGGGACCUACCAGUUUCAGUCAACUUCAUAUUGUAGGGAGGAAUGCGGAGACACUGAUGUUGCAGCUAUGUCGGGAGGAAAUGCUUGCUUUUGUGGAAGCUCUGUACCAUCAUCUUCAGAUAAAGUGAGUGAGUCAUUUUGCAACGAACCUUGUGAUGGUUAUCCUCUGGAAAUAUGUGGAGGGACAAAUUAUUUGUCUGUUUAUGUGAACGAGGAUGCCGAUGACGAUGAUGAUGAUGAUGACGAUGAUGACGAAACGACCUCUUCCACAUCUUCCACUUCAUCAUCCUCAUCGAGUUCUUCGAGUUCUUCAACUUCUUCAACCACAUCGACGUCUUCAUUCACAUCCCGAACGUCUUCAUCGUUGACGACAGCAUCGAGCACUUCAAGCUCGUCAUCGUCUUCUUCGUCAACCAAUUCCCCUUCACCUACUUCAUCUGCAUCAUCAUCAACGACAUCAUCAUCAUCAUCCCAACAGGUGUCUGUCAUAAUAGUUACAACAUCAGCUGAAAGAAGUGGGUCUGUUGAGGUCGUAACUACAGUCAUUACAGCAUUAGAUAAUUCUCAGGAAACAGGUUCGUCCAGCUCGUCCAAUUCUGAUUCAACAGCAAACAGAGGCAGCAAUUCUGGCUCAUCUUUAAGUAAAGGUGCAAUUGCAGGUACCGUUAUCGGAUCUGUCAUUGGUGGUGUCUUGAUAAUAGUUGCACUUGCAUUUUGGUGGUGGAGAAGACGUAAAUCCGAUAUUGAAUCUGAUCUCGAGGCAGAUAAUGAAAAGAAAGAAGCUGCAGUGAGCGACUUUGUAAGAAGUUACGCUGUCCCUCCAUCUCAUGUUGCCGUUACUGACCCGUCAACAGAGAAUGAUCAGGUUUCAUUAAGGCCGAACAACGCCCUGACAAGAAGGUUUAGUCAUGGAUCACUCCCGGAUGUAACUCAGGAUAGUUAUGAUCCCUCUCCAGGUCUUGGUGGACUCAGAAUUAUAAACCCAGACAACCCCACAGAUGAUGAAGUUUAG